Molecule: messenger RNA, 498 nt
Organism: Aspergillus saccharolyticus JOP 1030-1
Lineage: Eukaryota; Fungi; Ascomycota; Eurotiomycetes; Eurotiales; Aspergillaceae
Product: BTB/POZ domain protein
Exons: 2
Coding region: 1-498 (165 amino acids)
Molecular function (GO): protein binding
Source: RefSeq, a predicted model, not a curated record
AUGAUACAUGAACUGAAUAGGUACUAUUCGUCAUCCGAGUUCUCCGACCUGAUUGUUCAUACCAGCGACCAAGAUUUCAAAGUCCAUCGGCUUGUUGUCUGCGGACAGUCUGGAUACUUCUCUCGAUUAGAUCAGGGCGACUGGCCUGAAGCAGUCGAGAACGAAACAUGCCUCAGAGAAGACGAUCUCCGCGCGAUAGAAGCGAUGUUCCAAUAUACGUAUGGAGUCGAGCACGAUAACAGCAGCAGCGAUCAGGAUCGUAAGUCGCCCAUGCUAUUGAAUGUCAAGGUGUAUCAAGUCGCAAAUAAAUAUGAUGUUCCUCAGUUGAAGGAGCACGCCAAAGAGAAAUCCCAGUCUAUCGUGGAAAUAUCAUGGAAGAUGGAUAACUUUCCGCUUGCUAUCGAAGAAAGCAUACGAGCGUACCACGAAGGAGGGCAGCAGUCUCCGAGACAUUCUUGUGAAGACUUCUCAAACCCAGAUCAAGGAACUAGAAGAUAA